Molecule: messenger RNA, 2534 nt
Organism: Poecilia latipinna (sailfin molly)
Lineage: Eukaryota; Metazoa; Chordata; Actinopteri; Cyprinodontiformes; Poeciliidae
Gene: tmem102
Product: transmembrane protein 102
Exons: 6
Coding region: 586-2136 (516 amino acids)
Source: RefSeq, a predicted model, not a curated record
GUGUGCUGGAGAGCAGCUUUUAGCCUCUCGGCUAAUCAUUUGUCAUGGAUCAGUGUGUGCAUGUGUGCGUGUGUGUGUGUCGUCUUGAAGCUAAACGAAGUCGUGUGUGCGUGUGGGGAUACACGCAUCUGUAUGUGACUGUGGAUGUGUGUUUGUUUGCUAACAUGUCAAAUCUAACAUGUUAGCUAUAGUGCUAAUUUACCAAAGCUAGUUGGCUAAUAUCCUAAAUUAGCUCUUUCUGGGUGCCGCCUGAAUGCAACAUGUCCAGCUGUGUGUUAGAGAUAUUGUAGCUAUUUUAGCACCCUUGCUACAACAGUUCAAGAUAAUUUCUUAUAUGAAAGGUGUAUUAGGUGUCAACUGUUGGACAGCAAGGUAGGCUAAUUUUGUUGGCUAAUAGCUUAGCAGCUGGCUCGCUAAUUGACCCAGUUUAAAGGGGCAGAGGCCGUGUUGGCGUUCCAACGCGACACAAACUUUGUUUACAACUUUUCUCCCCCGCCCUUAAUUAUUUUGUUACACUUUUCAACAACAGUUUCCCAUUUCAGACCCAACACCCUGUUUCAACUCUGAACCUUCACGGUUGCUGAGAUGGAGUCGCUGAUGAACGCGGUGACGCCGCGCUCUCCGGCCCCCGUUAAGAAGCUGUCUGAGGUGGACUUCCGCUCAGGGGCCACCCUGGAGCAGCUGUCGGCCCAGGUGUCGGAGCUGGUGCUGCUGGAGCAGGGGGAGUUUGGAGACCAGACCGCCUUAGAGGUCCACACUGCCAAGGACUUCAUCUUCAACAUGCUCGGUUUAGUCCAGAAGGUGGACCAGCGCCUCCCGGUGGCCAACGAGUACCUGCUGCUGUCCGGCGGCGCCCGGGAAGGCGUCCUGGACCUGAACCCGGAGGACCUGGGCGAGUACGCCAAGGGGGCCGACUUCGACCUGGACUUCACCCUGCUGGUUCCCGCCCUGAAGCUGCACGACCGCAACCAGCCGGUGACCUUGGACAUGAGGCGCUCGCCGCCGUGCCACUCCUGGCUCAGCCUGCGCCUCUGCGACUCCAACGUCCUGUCGCGCUGGAGCGUCUGCUGCCAGGAGGAGAGCGGGCUCCCUGCCGAGGAAGACGAGGACGAGGAGGAGGAGAUGGGUAAAGGCUCCAUCCCGUCGCUGGGCUCCCCUCAGUCCCUGGACGGCUGCUACUUCUCGCCCAGCCUGGUGGCGGACUGGUUCUGGGGGGUGGUGAGCGAGGCUGUGGAGGAGCUGCGGCGCAGCCCGCAGAGAGGCAUCCCGACCGCGGAGCGGCUGGAGAGGAACGGGCCCCUGACCACCAUCAUCCUCCAGGCGGGCUCCAGCCGGGUCCUGUACGACCUGCUGCCGGUGGUGUCGUUCCGGGGCUGGCCCGCCGUGGCCCAGGGCUGGCUGACGGCCAACCACUUCUGGGACGGUAAGAUCACGGAGGAGGAGGCCAUCUCCGGGUUCUACCUGCUGCCUUGCUGCUCCCCGCUGGGCGGCCGGCCCGACCGCGAGUGGAGGCUGGCCUUCUCCCGCAGCGAGGUCCAGCUGAAGAAGUGCAUCCCGUUCCCGAUGGCGCAGGCCUUCCAGGCGGCCAAGGCGGUUCUGUCCCGCAUCCUGGCCCGGCCUCGGUCCGGCCUCAGCCUCUACCACCUGCGCACGCUCCUGUUCUGGGCCUGCGACCGACUCCCCGCCGCCUACCUGUCCUGCCCCGAGCCCGACGCCCCGGGCCGCCUCCUCCUGGGUCUGCUGGACGACCUGGCGCACUGCAUCCUGGGUAAGAACUGCCCCAACUACUUCCUGCCGCAGUGCAACAUGCUGGAGCACCUGAGCGACGGCCAGGCGCUGCUGGUGGCCAGGAAGCUGGCCCACGUGCGCUCGGACCCCAGCGAACACCUGCGGGCCGCCCUGGACCAGGCGCGCCAGGCGGGCCAGCUGAAGAAGGAGCUGGCGGGCGGCGCCGCCAACGGACACGGCUCGCCGGGACUCCACCCGGCCAACGGCAUCAUCUCGCCGUCGGAGGACAAGCUGGCGCAGCGGCUGCAGCAGCUGGUGACAGAGAACCCCGGGAAGUCCAUCUCGGUCUUCCUGAACCCCGACGACGUGUCGCGGCCGCACUUCCGCAUCGACGACAAGUUCUACUGAGAGUCUGGAACUGAACCCUGCUGCUCCGUCAAGGCAGGAUGUCACUUUUAUAAAAAUAUUUGUUAAAACCGUCAUCAUGUUGACAGUUUAUGAGACAGAUAAUCGAGAUUGUUUCAGUGCAAACAAGAAACAACCAAUCAGAGCCAGGAGGCAGGUCUAAGUGCUGUCAAUCAUGCUCGUGUGCUACAAUACAGCUUGUCAGCAGAGCCCAUGGUGAAUGCUAAAGCUAGUUAGCGUGGCCACCAAUGACUUGCCUCGUCACAAUAACAAAUUUACUUUGUGAUAACGUCGGCGGCGAUAAAUCGUCCCCGACGUUAUCGUGAUAAAUAAUAUUGUUUUGAGAACAUUAUCAAGUUAUAAUGUUGAUAAUGUUCAACAUUAUAACUUGUUGAACAUUA